Messenger RNA from Carya illinoinensis, 1017 nucleotides. RefSeq names its product MDIS1-interacting receptor like kinase 2-like. Bases 1 to 1017 code for a protein of 338 amino acids. The transcript is spliced from 2 exons. Lineage: Eukaryota; Viridiplantae; Streptophyta; Magnoliopsida; Fagales; Juglandaceae. Gene Ontology annotation, biological process: protein phosphorylation. The record is from RefSeq and is a predicted model, not a curated record. Gene Ontology annotation, molecular function: ATP binding; protein kinase activity; protein binding.
AUGGGCUAUCUGGUCUUUUUAUGCGGAAAGUGUUUGGAUAAUGCACUUCAUCAGCUUGUUAACGUUGCAGUAGCAUCUGGAUCAAUAUCUGCCCUUCAACUUGAACAAGCCAAGGCUUUGCAGCAGACUGGGUGGUGGCCAUCCAAUAGUAAUAUUUCAAGUGCUUGCGACUGGAAUGGUAUUACUUGCAAUGCUGGUGGAAGCGUCACAAACAUCGUUAGAUUUAAUCGAAGUUUGAAAGACCUUAGUGUAAACAACUUAACUGGAAGCAAUCUCUAUCACGAGCAUAACCUUCAUUGGGUGACAUAUGUUAACCUUAGUCACAACUUUUUGAGCGAAGAAAUACCAGUUGCGCUUGGGAGUAUUGCACUAGUACGCCAUCUCCGGAGUUUGGACCUUAGCUUCAAUAAUUUUACAGGCAACAUUCCCUCUUCCCUUAUUGAAAUACAUGCACUCAACUUGUCACACAAUUCUUUGAAGGGUCAAAUUCCAGAUGGUUUUGAUAAGCAUCAUAAAUCCUACACAUUAAUUGGCAAUAGGGAUUUAUGCGGUCAAUUCAAGAUUUUCCCUCCAUGUCCCAAAAGCAAAAAAUCAAUCGCAACCAAAAUAGAAAUUUUUGCUCCCAUCACCACUUUCCUCAUAUUCCUAGUUAUUGGAGGUAUUCUCUUGUCUCGUUGUGUGUUCAAAGAAAAUCAACUUGAGUUAAGAGAAUCUAAGAAUGGAAACAUAUUCUCGAUAUGGAAUUAUGAUAGACAUAUUGCAUAUGAAGACAUCAUUGAAGCAACCGAGGAUUUUGACAUCAAAUAUUACAUUGGAACAGGUGGUUAUGGUAGCGUUUACAAAGCUAAAUUACCAAGCGGAAAUGUGGUUGCCUUAAAGAAGCUUCAUCAGAGAGAGGCUGAGAAUCCUAUUUUCUUUAGGAGUUUUAUGAAUGAGGUAAGGGUGUUAACAAAGAUUCGAUAUCGAAAUAUUGUGAAGCUGCGUGGGUUUUGUGUACAUAAAGGAUGCAAAUUUUAA